Messenger RNA from Lytechinus variegatus (green sea urchin), 1149 nucleotides. Its product is annotated as WSC domain-containing protein 1-like. The transcript is spliced from 4 exons. Lineage: Eukaryota; Metazoa; Echinodermata; Echinoidea; Temnopleuroida; Toxopneustidae. The record is from RefSeq and is a predicted model, not a curated record. The coding region runs from base 35 to 949 and encodes 304 amino acids.
UACAGGCCUUGUUUCCUGCAAUGAUACCAAACUGAUGCCGAAUGGAACAUUCCCAUUGACAGCUCUAGCAAGUUUUCCAGGUUCUGGUAAUACAUGGAUGAGACAUCUUAUAGAGACAUCAACCGGAUACGCUACGGGUGAUAUGUAUCUAAGCUACAUACUCGUCAAUGCAGGUACCCUUCACACCCGCUCCUUUUCCACACCCUAUUUUCUUAAUUUUUCUGUAUUUUCCCCAAUGCUGUUUUCGACAGGUUUUAUAGGUGGAAAGGUUCCAACCUUCUCUGGGAGAACUUUGACAAUCAAGUCACAUGUUUUUCAUCCUAAAAUGGAUAGUGCUAUUUUGAUUGUACGUAAUCCAUACCGAGCAAUGGUGGCCGAGUUUAACAGACAGAAAUCGAAUAAGACUGGAUUUGCAUACGACGGCGAGUUCAAAACAGAAGGUAAAUUUAUAUUCAAUAGGUUAUUCAACCUUGGAUAUUUAGAAUGCGGGAUUGGUACACUAUGCAGUACGUGCAAGAACGAUAGCAAGACCGAUAUCUGCCGAAGAGAAAUCGCGGGAGAAAUAGGAUGGAGUAAUUUUGUCAAGGAUGAAGCCCCGAAAUGGUUUAAUCUCUACGAGAAAUAUAUCUCAGAAUGCAACCACUUGGGCCACACCUGCAAGUCUAUGUUAAUCGUGUACUAUGAACAACUCCAACUACACCUUAAGGAUGAAUUGCGACGAAUAUUGAAUUAUCUUAACGUCACGAUUGAUGAACAAAGACUUGCAUGUACAGUAAGAAAUUCAGAGGGACAAUUUCACAGACCAAAAUUGGACAAAACUCUGGAUCCGUUUUCACAGGUAGAUAGGAGUCCCGUGGAGGAAUCUUUGAAAAAAUAUCUUGAUUUGAUUGAUCAGGAGGGCUUGGAGAAACCACCAUUAGAACUAAGCUCAUUUCCUAAUGAUAUUUAAUAUUGUAGAACCAAGGCAUUUCAUUUUUUUUCCAACAGGGAACAUAGUCUUAACAUCGAUAAGCGGUCAUGACCAAGCGCGCGUAGCUAGGAUUUAAUUUUGGAGGGGAUGGUAAGUGAACACGAAGCGUGCCAACAAAGGGAGGCUGGGAGGCCUAGGAGUUCCCGCGCGAAGUUUUCAAUGUGUCAUCAAAUUCAAAC